ACAGUACCCUAACUUGACCUGCGGCUAAAGUGGGGCUACGGUAUCGGCUGAGUGCAUUCAGGUUUCGAAGCCGGCCAUCCGCUGUGCCAACAAACUCCGAGAUCGACGACAUCGAAUAUUCACCGGCUCGCCAAGCCAGCCGGCCGACCACAACUGCCAUCACCGCUGCUACCGACCGACCUGCUCGUCGCGGCUUGCGUCCCCGCGCGGACGACACACCAUGGCGUCCUCAGUCGAAAGGGUCUUCUGCCAUGCUUGCGCGGCUGACUGGUUUCGCAAUGAGGGCCAAUCCCUGAUAUGCCCGAGCUGCGGCAGCACCUUCAACGAGAUUAUUGACCCGAGGAACGACCCCCGUGAAAUUCAUGGCAUGCCGCGGCGUGGCUGGGACUCGGACCCGGAGGAGGCCGACAUCUUGGAACAUCUCCGCGACGAAUCCCCGCUACCCGGCGAGCGGGCAAGCAUGAACGACGCUGGUCUAGGCCACUUCGCCAGGAUGCUGGGUGGGCUCGGGGCUACAAGAGGUGGAACCGAGACGCCCGAAGCCGCCAGUGAGCCGCGAUCGCCUAUAAGAGAUCGCGGCAAUGGGUCAGAGUUCGCUGCAGGCGACGCCAUCAUGCGCCGCUUUGCCGAAAUGCUGAAUGAGCUUGAGGCUACAAGAGCGGCACACCGGCCUCCUGAGGUGGACCCUCUGUUCCCGCUGGGGGGUCUUGGACGUCAGCCAGGGACUAGAAUUCAGCAAACGACCGUCCGGACUGGCCCCUUCGGCACGCAGACCAGAGUGACCAUCACCAGUGGGACCGUAAGGAGCGACCCUGAGACAUUACCUUUACCCAACUUUGGAACGUACGUCAUCCCUCGCAGGGCACGGAUUGGCGUCAUUGCUCUCGUCAACAACAAUACGGCAAGGGCUAACCCUAAUGACGUGAGUAGAUUGUUUGGCCAGCUUUUCGGCAGUCCCUGGCUGGAUGAAGUAGACCGACGGGAACGCGGAGGGCGGGAGCCAGGCAGCCCGUUCGGUGGCGGGCUUCAUGACUUGCUCGAGUCACUAUACAACCCGGCAGCAGCAGUUCAUGGCGAUGCAGUCUUCACCCAGGAGGCGCUCGAUCGCAUUAUCACGCAGCUCAUGGAGGCGUCCCCCCACACCAACGGAGCACCCCCCGCAUCGCAGGCGGCCAUCGAAAGCCUCCAAAAGAAGCCAGUCGACGACGAGAUGCUCGGCGCAGAUGGGAAAGCCGAGUGCACGAUUUGCAUGGACGAAAUCACAAAGGGCGCCGAAGUGACGGUACUACCGUGCAAGCACUGGUACCACGGCGAGUGUGUUGUCCUCUGGCUCAGGGAGCACAACACGUGUCCUGUCUGUCGGAUGUCGAUCGACAAUCGGGAGGGUGGAACCAAUAGCGGUAGCGCUAGACGAGGGUCCCAACAAGCCCAGACUUCCCAGACUUCCCAGACUUCCCAGCAGGCCCAAGGUUCUCAACCGGUUUCAGACCCUGCCUCCGCAUCAGCAUCGUCAUCUUCCUCGUCCAGCCGCUUCCCCCGAACGAGACGCCAGUACCUGGACGAACUGACGCGGAUGGAGCGGCUAGAGCGGAUUAACUCCCUCCGCGAUCUUCCUGAAUCCAGAGAUUCGCGCCGGCGCAACUCGCACUCGCCCCCGAACCCGUGGUCGUCGCCGGAAGCGGCAACUUCUUCGAGACUGAGGGGUUACAGGGCAUGGCCUGGCGUGGACUAUGGGGAGCAUUACGGUGGCAGCGGGAGACGUGGGACGGACCGGGAGCAGCGCGAGGGACGGGAGCAGCAACAGGGAAGUGCUAGUAGUGGUGGUGGUAGUACGAACACAGGUGGAGGUGGUGGUGCGCUUGGGUGGUUCAGAGACCACUUUGGAGGUGGGCGGAGGAGCUGAGCAACAACAAGCCGGCUUAUGGGGAAGUCUGACGACCUUUACGAAUUAUUCCAUUUACUCUCUUAGGCUCAGCAGGGGGGAGCUUCCGGGAUGGGCAAAGGACUCGGAAUGAGUGGACCAAGGGAAACGGGAUUUGGAUGGUGUUAUGAUUGU
This is a messenger RNA of Chaetomium strumarium, 2056 nucleotides long. RefSeq lists its product as uncharacterized. Gene Ontology annotation, biological process: protein ubiquitination. The transcript has 2 exons. Gene Ontology annotation, molecular function: ubiquitin protein ligase activity. Bases 221 to 1903 code for a protein of 560 amino acids. NCBI's taxonomy places the organism in Eukaryota, Fungi, Ascomycota, Sordariomycetes, Sordariales, Chaetomiaceae. The record is from RefSeq and is a predicted model, not a curated record. Gene Ontology annotation, cellular component: cytoplasm.